Messenger RNA from Epinephelus fuscoguttatus (brown-marbled grouper), 6404 nucleotides. It is a transcript of the gene hace1, whose product is annotated as HECT domain and ankyrin repeat containing E3 ubiquitin protein ligase 1. Gene Ontology annotation, molecular function: protein binding; ubiquitin-protein transferase activity. Lineage: Eukaryota; Metazoa; Chordata; Actinopteri; Perciformes; Serranidae. Gene Ontology annotation, cellular component: nucleus. Gene Ontology annotation, biological process: protein polyubiquitination; proteasome-mediated ubiquitin-dependent protein catabolic process; positive regulation of protein catabolic process. The coding region runs from base 224 to 3013 and encodes 929 amino acids. The record is from RefSeq and is a predicted model, not a curated record. The transcript is spliced from 25 exons.
GACGCUGGGCAGUAACGUUGUUGGUGUCUGAGCAGAGCAGUGUGGCAGGAAAAAAAGCUGUAACGUUAACGUUACUGUAAAUCUGUGAGUCUGUCGGAGAAUCGGUUCCUCUUCAGCCAGCGCCCAUGGACGACGCCCAGGAACAACACACCCCCAUCAGGAACAAAUAAACCGUCAGGGCGAGGCUUUGUUCCCUCGGUUUAUCCCAGUGGACCGUUCACCUAUGAUGGAACGGGCGAUGGAGCAGCUCAACGUACAGCUCAACCGGCUGACCCGUUCCCUCCGCCGGGCCAGGACCGUAGAACUCCCGGAAGACAAUGAGACUGCAGUGUACACACUCAUGCCAAUGGUCAUGGCUGACCAGCACAGGUCAGUGUCAGAGCUGCUGCUUAACUCCAAGUUUGAUGUCAACUACGCCUUCGGACGAGUGAAGAGAAGUCUGUUACACAUCGCUGCCAACUGUGGCUCAGUGGAGUGUCUGGUUCUGCUGCUGAAGAGAGGAGCCAACCCAAACUAUCAGGACAUCUCAGGCUGUACUCCUCUGCACCUCGCUGCUAGGAACGGACAAAAGAAGUGUAUGGGCAAACUGCUGGAAUAUAAUGCUGAUGUCAACAUCUGCAACAAUGAGGGACUGACUGCUAUCCACUGGUUGGCAGUGAAUGGAAGAACGGAGCUCCUCCAUGAUCUGGUCCAGCAUGUAUCCAAUGUGGAUGUGGAAGACGCCAUGGGACAGACAGCUCUACAUGUGGCCUGUCAGAAUGGACACAAAACUACGGUGUUGUGUCUUCUGGACAGUGGAGCUGACAUCAAUCGGCCCAACGUCUCUGGAGCCACACCCCUUUACUUUGCCUGCAGUCAUGGCCAAAGAGACACAGCGCAGAUCCUGCUCUCUCGAGGUGCCAAAUACCUUGCUGACAAGAAUGGAAUCACUCCUCUGGAUCUCUGUGUGCAGGGUGGAUAUGGGGAGACCUGUGAGAUCCUCAUCCAGCACCACGGCAGACUUUUCCAGACCCUCAUCCAGAUGACACAAAAUGAUGAUAUGAAGGAGAACAUGCUCAGGCAGGUCCUGGAGCAUGUCUCUCAGCAGAGUGACAGUCAUUACCAGAGGAUCUUGACCAGUCUUGCUGAGGUGGCUACCACCAAUGGACACAAGCUUCUCAGCCUGUCCAGCAGUUAUGAAGCUCAGAUGAAGAGUCUGCUGAGAAUCGUUCGUAUUUUCUGCCAUGUGUUUCGCCUGGGGCCUUCAUCCCCCAACAAUGGCAACGACAUGGGGUACAACGGCAACAAGACACCUCGCAGCCAGGUCUUUAAGAUGUGUGUGAGACAGAUGGAGAUGGAGACGGUACAAAAAGCUGAAUGUUCCUGGACAGGUUCUGCUGUCUUUGAUCCUUUGGAGCUGCUGUGGCACUCCCUGGAUGAGUGGCUGGUGCUUAUCUCCACAGAGCUGGACAGGAACAGGAAGAACCCGUCUUCCUCCUCAUCCAGCAGCGAGAUAGCUUCUCUGCUUCUGAAACAGCGAGAGGUCGACCACUCCGGAUCCACACCUAAACUCCCCUCCUUACUGGACCCUCAGACUGUCAUGGAAACAGAGGUCUAUGCUGACGGCGAGGAUGUCAUCUCCAUGACGGCCAAUCGACUCAGCGCUGUGAUCCAGGCCUUCUAUAUGUGCUGCUCCUGUCAGAUGCCACAAGGAAUGACGUCUCCUCGCUUUAUCGAGUUUGUCUGCAAGCACGAUGAGGUGCUCAAGUGUUUUGUAACCAGGAAUCCAAAGAUCAUCUUUAACCACUUCCAUUUCCUCCUAGAGUGUCCAGAGUUGAUGUCACGCUUCAUGCAUAUUAUUAAGGGCCAGCCCUUCAAGGAUCGCUGUGAGUGGUUCUAUGAGCAUCUGCUGGCCGGCCAGCCAGACUCAGACAUGGUUCACCGUCCGGUCAACGAGAACGACAUCCUGCUCAUCCACAGAGAUUCCAUAUUCAGGAGUAGCUGUGAGAUGGUUUCCAAGUCCACCAAUGAGAAACUCAAACAGGGUAUUGCUGUUCGCUUCCAUGGCGAGGAAGGCAUGGGCCAGGGUGUGGUUCGGGAGUGGUUUGACAUCCUGUCCAAUGAGAUCAUCAACCCAGACUAUGCUCUGUUCACCCAGUCAGCUGAUGGUACCACUUUUCAGCCCAACAGUAACUCAUCUGUGAACCCAGACCACCUAAACUAUUUCCGGUUCGCAGGUCAGAUCCUGGGUCUGGCUCUGUACCACCGACAGCUGGUCAACAUCUACUUCACCCGCUCCUUCUACAAACACAUCCUGGGUAUCCCAGUGAACUACCAGGACGUGUCGUCCAUUGAUCCAGAGUAUGCAAAGAACCUGCAGUGGAUCCUGGACAACGACAUUAGUGAUCUGGGUCUGGAGCUCACCUUCUCUGUAGAGACGGACGUGUUUGGGGCCAUGGAGGAAGUGCCGCUGAAACCUGGAGGGACCAGCAUCCUGGUCACCCAGGACAACAAGGCCGAGUACGUCCAGCUGGUGACGGAGCUGAGGAUGACACGAGCCAUCCAGCCUCAGAUAAACGCCUUCCUGCAAGGAUUCCACACCUUCAUCCCCCCCUCGCUCAUCCAGCUUUUCGACGAAUACGAAUUGGAGCUCCUGCUGUCAGGGAUGCCAGAGAUCGAUGUGCAGGACUGGUGCAGGAACACUGAGUACACCAGUGGAUAUGACCCUCAGGAGCCAGUCAUCCAGUGGUUCUGGGAGGUGGUGAACAGCCUGACACAGGAGGAACGAGUUCUUCUACUUCAGUUUGUUACUGGAAGUUCCAGGGUUCCUCAUGGGGGCUUUGCCUACCUGAUGGGAGGCAGUGGUUUACAGAAGUUCACCGUUGCUGCAGUGCCAUACACCUCCAACCUACUGCCUACCUCUAGUACCUGCAUCAACAUGCUGAAACUCCCAGAAUACCCGAGCCAGGAGGUCUUGAGAGACCGGCUGCUGGUUGCGCUGCACUGUGGGAGCUAUGGCUACACCAUGGCGUAAACAUCCCAUCAGGUCCUGCUGCCGGCAGGGUCUGCAGACUCAUGCAACACUCCUUCACAGACACUCUUUUUGCAGUCAGCCGCUACUUUUGCUGGACAAAAAAGGGAAAUCCAGAUUGUUAUUAAAGAGCUGCUGAAGAGGCACACAGACUGAUGGAGACCACAGGCUCUGGAUCUCCACACCUGUGCCACAACUUCUAUUUUUUCAAUUCAAGCUGGCCAUUUAUGCAGAGAAUAAUUCAGUAUCUUCUAAACUGGACUAUUUUUCAUAUAUACAUUUAUUUAAGAAAAAAACUGCAUUUAUACCCCUUCAAACACAGGUAAUAAUCACAUAUUCAUGCAUGCUUACUGAAUGUCAGAUAUUUAUUUUGUUUACAGAGCUUUCCAUAUGGAACCAGUGUAGAAUUAAUCCGUUUCAAACAUGGAAUCAAUCAAAAUGCAUCAUAUUCAUAUCCUAGCUUCACAGUGCAGGUUUCUUUAAUGGACCAGCAUCAGGCUCACACGUACUGCUAAGUCUACAGUUUGUUCUGACUAAUUUUAAGACUUUUAUUUUUGUUUUUCGUUGUUUUUUGCAUCCCUCUCACAGUUUUAACAGUCCUUGUCUUUUAGGCUAGUAGCUCUUCUCCUCUACCAAAAGCACUUACUGUCAGGGCUGGUAUUAUCAAAGGUUUAAGAUGCCAAGCUGCCAAUGUGAUAGCUGAUUUUAGUUUUUUGAUACUUUAUUGCACUGUGAAGAAACCAAAAACCUUUAUUUUGUUUAACAAAAUAAGCCAAACGUAAGAAAAUCCAGUAAAAACCAAUGCACUGAAUGGUCAAAAGUGUGUAGACAGCGUAACAUUCACGCCAUGCGUCGUAGUUGAUCUUAUCAUUCCACAACCAGAGGCGUUCAUGUGCUGCUGUAACAGCCCUCACCCCAUUGCUCUCAGGCUGAAGGAGUUUGCUCCCAUUCAGGAGCAUCAGUGAGGUCCAGCACUGAUGUUAGCUGAUCAGGCCUGGCUCUCAGUCGGCAUUCAAGUUCAUCCUAAAGGUGCUGAUGGAGUUGAGGUCAGAGCUCUGUGCAGGCCGGUCAGGUUCUGAGAAAACCAUUUCUUCAUCAAACUGGCGUAGUACAUAGUGAAACAGGACAGGGCCACACAUAACUGUUGUAAGAGUUGGAAGAAUAUUACCAUCUAUCAUUGUAUGCUGUAGUAUUAACAUUUACCGUUAUUGGAACUAAGGGGGCCCUAACUGAGAGAAACAAACCCAGGCCAAAAUGCAUGUAGUAUGUGGACGGAAGUGUUUCGAUGGCUGCAUCCAGUGAUUAUUGUCAUUUUCGAUUAAUCUAUUGUUUAUUUUCUCAAUUAAUGUAUAAGUUGUUUGGUUUAUUAAAUGCUGAAAAAUGUUGAUCGUUGUUUCCCAAAGCCCAGCCUGACUUCCUCAGAUUGUUUAGGUCACAACCCAGAGAUAUUCAGUUAACUGUCACAGAAGAGGAAAGAAAAUAUUGAAUUUGUAUAUUAUUGGUAUCAGCCAGUAUUGACUUUAGAAUGAACUAUCAGAAUUAGCCAACAUGCUUUUUCUUACUUUGCACAAUGAAUGAAUAUUGCAUACAUUGAAAAGCAUUCUAUUUCACGUCUCCAUCUGCUGGUGGGCCUUCAGGAUUAUGCAUAAUAUGAUGCUAACUUCACUACAGAAGAGACUUGAUUAUCACUAAAAUUAGGUGGGGAAAAAAGUGGAUAUAUAGAUAUCGGUUAUCGUUCAAAUGAGUUGCUAUGUAUCGGCAUAUUGAAUAUCGGCAAAAAAUCCUAUAUUGUGUAUCCUUAAAAAUUACUCAAGCCAAUUAAGGAAUUAUCAAAUCAGUUAGUAAUUAACUCAAUAGUUGACAAUUAAUUGAUACACAUUGCAGUUCAAGUGUUUAUACAAAUAAUGAUUAUACUCAUUAUUAUAACUUUAUAAAGUUAAGAGUUAAACAACACACGCUUGGUACUUUAGAGUUUGGUUCCAGUUCUAGUCUGAAAAUAUUUUAAUGUGGUGACUUUUAGAUGAACAAAAAAUUCCCCCACCAAAUUUUUGGUGAAGGGUCUCAAAAAUCAUCUAGACCUCAAAAGUAAUUCAUUUACAGAAAAUAUCAAUGAAUAUUUAAAUCAGUAAUUAAAUAUUUGUUACGUGAUCUGAGGUGUUGAGGAUGGAUUCAAGACGUUAAUGUUUAUAUAAUCCUGGCACAUCCUGAUAUUUUACUAAUAUUUGGGAUGCAUGAUAAUAGCAGCACAUAGUAUCAGCCAGUAUCGGCUUUAAAAUGAACUGAAUGGGCUAACGCGCUUUUCUUAUUUUGCACAAUAAAUAAAUAUUACAUACAUGGAAAGGCAUUCUAUUUCAUGUCUUCAUCUGAUGGUGAGCCAUCACAAUAAGAGUAUGCAUGUAUAAUAUGAUAUUAAUUCCACGGUAGGAGAGACUUGAUCACUAAAAUUAGGUGGGGAAAAAAGUGGAUAUAUAGAUAUCAUUUUUUCUUAUCGGUCAAAUGAGUUGUUAUAUAUUGGCAUAUCGGAUAUCAGCAAAAAAUCCUCCCUGACUAAUGAUGUCAGUCGGUUAAAAAAAUAACACUGGCCAGUACCAAUACAGUCAGUGCUUUCAUUGCAGGAAAACAAAAACUAUUAUUUAUUGUUUUUUACCAAGUGAGUACACAUAUUAGAAUGAACAUCAAGGAUAAAUAUUAACUAAUUUCUCUGCAAAAAAUAAGCUGAGUGAAUCAAAGACUGGCCUUAUCCAGCUGUGACAGAACAUGUAUUUGCAGAAGAGAAACUGUAGGUGUUUGACGUACUGUACGGCCAAGGUGUUUUCCAUUGUAGCUGCAUGAACACGCCCCUCCAUCCCUGCAGCAUCAAAUGCACGUGAUCUACUGUGUGAAACUCUUUUUCGUUUUUGAAGUAUUUUGCUGUCAUCUUUCUUUGUGCUUAAUGAAUGCAUAGCAAUCUUCUUUAGUGAUCUGUUUGUGUUUGUCCCUAUUAAGUAGACUUUCUCAAGAAGCAAUACAAUAACUCCACAUGACAAAUGUUUGGCUUGCAGUGCCAAAACCUCAAAGCUGAAAUCCUUUUAAAGACCUUCUCUUAUUUGUAUUUUUGCCUAAACGAACAUGCUGAAAUGUGUUUUUAUUCUGAGAGAUGGGAUCAUGCCAUGAGGUUUUACUUGUUUCCUCGUGUAAAGGGAGUGAACAUGUUGAUUUAAUAUUUCAUAUGAUCUUUCAGUAUUUCAGUAUGUUUUGAAUGCCUUGCCUGAAAUGUAAACUGCUGUUAAUGUUUAAUAUGGAGCCUUUAUAGAUAUUUCUGUAAAUGUCUUCAGUAUCAAAUGAUGUAUUUUACAAUGAAUACUGUAUAUGUUGUGCUUUGAGAUAUUAUCCAAUAAAACUUGUUUUGACAAUC